AUGGGCGCCAGAAUUCUUUGUGUUGCCGAGAAACCAGCCAUUGCCAAAGCAGUUGCUCAACACUUGUCUGGUGGCGCGUUACGAACGGCAUCGAUUCGUGGCAAUCAGUACGUGAAGAAUUAUGAAUUUCAGUUCGCAUUUGGCCCUCCAUGGGGUAACUCCAGUGUGACUAUGACGAGUGUCAUUGGCCAUUUGACGGCAUUGGACUUUGAAUCACAAUGGAGACACUGGCAAUCUUGCCCCCCCGGGCAACUUUUUGAUGCACCGGUGGCUGAGGACGUAGAUAAAGACAAUCUCGGCAUUGCUGAAAAUAUUCGGAACAAAGCUAGACAAGCAGAUGUUCUGUUCAUCUGGACUGAUUGUGAUCGCGAGGGAGAGCACAUUGGCUCAGAAGUGCGAAACCAGGCAGUGCGAGUCUUGCUAGACGAACGUCAAGCCCACGCAGUUGCCGCUAGAAUUGAACUGGACCUUAGGAUCGGCGCAGCCUUCACCAGACUUUUGACGCUUCAAUUGGGAGCUUUGGGAGGGGCUCUCGCAGAGCGUCUAAUCAGCUACGCUUUAGGCUCUUGUCAAUUUCCGACGUUGGGAUUCGUCGUAGACAGGUACUUUCGCGUUAAGAAUUUCAAACCUGAGCCAUUUUGGUCGAUCAAAGUAUCACACACGCGAGACCGCAAAACCGUGAAUUUCAACUGGAGUCGAGGUCACCUAUUCGAUAGAGCCGCAGUGGUAGUAUUGUUUGAAAGAUGUUUAGCUGCCAAAACAGCAAAGGUCACGAGGGUUAACAAAAAGCCUACGAAAAAGUGGCGCCCGCUACCAUUGACGACUGUAGAUUUGCAAAUGAUGGGAACGAAAUUCCUGCGAAUGGACAGUCAAAAAGUCAUGAAAGUUGCAGAGUCCCUUUAUACUAAAGGUUUUAUAAGUUACCCUCGAACAGAAACAGAUCAAUUUGACAAAGGAAUAGACUUAAAGAAAUUGGUGGAGAAGCAGGUUCAAGACGGGGCAUGGGGUCCAUAUGCCCAAGGACUAAUGGAUGGUGCGUUUAAGCAACCACGCUCGGGUCGCCAUAAUGACAAAGCUCAUCCUCCAAUCCACCCUGUGACCUAUGUCGCAUCCUCUGUACUUACUGCUGACGAACGACGGGUCUACGAGUUUGUUGUUCGCCGAUUUCUUGCUUGCUGCUCCGAAGAUGCCAAGGGCGAGACAACAGAGGUUGAUAUCCAGUAUGGAGACGAGAAGUUCCAUGCACAGGGACUAGUGGUUCUAGAACGGAACUAUCUAGACGUAUACGUAUACGAUAAAUGGGAGAGCAGCCAGGAACUCCCAAAAUUCACCGUCGGUGAAGAGUUCGAGCCGAAAGAGGCCAUCAUCAACGAAGGCAAGACCGUUGCUCCGAACUAUCUCACCGAACCGGAGCUUAUCGGCCUCAUGGAUGCCAACGGGAUUGGCACCGAUGCUACCAUGGCGGAUCACAUCGCCAAAAUCAAAGAGCGGGAAUAUGCAGCCACAAGGCGCCGCGGCGGGAGCGGCAGGAAUUCUGUUGAUGAGUUCAUCCCGACGAAGCUUGGUGUUGCGCUGGUUGAGGGCUAUGAUGAUUUAGUGCUCGAUCUAGCCGAUUGCCCUAGUCUUUGCAAGCCGUUUCUACGGAAGGAGAUGGAAUUGCGUAUGCGAGAUAUAUGUGCGGGAACUAGAACGAAGAGGCAAGUUCAACUGUUGAAUGCCGCAUUUUUCGAUUACUUUGUUAUAAGCGAGUUUAUAACUCCAUGA
Messenger RNA from Uncinocarpus reesii 1704, 1764 nucleotides. RefSeq lists its product as uncharacterized. Gene Ontology annotation, cellular component: nucleus. NCBI's taxonomy places the organism in Eukaryota, Fungi, Ascomycota, Eurotiomycetes, Onygenales, Onygenaceae. Gene Ontology annotation, biological process: DNA topological change. The record is from RefSeq and is a predicted model, not a curated record. Gene Ontology annotation, molecular function: DNA binding; DNA topoisomerase type I (single strand cut, ATP-independent) activity. The transcript is spliced from 8 exons. The coding region runs from base 1 to 1764 and encodes 587 amino acids.